Molecule: messenger RNA, 561 nt
Organism: Schizophyllum commune H4-8
Lineage: Eukaryota; Fungi; Basidiomycota; Agaricomycetes; Agaricales; Schizophyllaceae
Exons: 2
Coding region: 251-484 (77 amino acids)
Source: RefSeq, a predicted model, not a curated record
GUCGGAGUUGACUCUUCCUAUCAUCACCGUUUGGCGGACAGUGAACGCAGCUCGCCGAAUUCUGCGUUGAUGAUGAUCUUGGCCUUGAAUCGGGAGGGUGCAAACAUCUAGCUCAAAUGGCGGGCGAGAACGACAAGUAGCGUGCCACUUCUUGGCCUUGUACUCCCAACGAUGGAGUAUGCUGUACGCUAUGGCGCUGCAUCUGACCGGCGGCUUUGCUCUCACCUGGUCUAUCUCACCGCCCUAGAACAUGUUCCGGUGGGGGUAUAGUCUGCCAUACUGCUGCCGUCCCCGCAGCCAUCUGGACACUCAAGAAGGACUGGCGCGCGAACUUGAAGGGUCCCGGACGUUGAAGCCGCUCUACUACGAGGUCAAAUACCCUUUGGUACCACACCUGACGGGGGGUAUUAUGUCCACCGUGCUGCUCAUCGGAGACCAGCUCCACUUCAUAGAGAGUUUUGCGCACCUAGCCCGACGAUGCUGAGCUCCUGCAGCGACGCGACAGAAAGCUGCUGCGUAUAAAGGCGAAGAAGACUGAACUUAAAGAACAGCCCAACUGCC